CGCUUGAUCAAUACUUAUUAUUGAGAUAUCAGCCUUACAGCGCAGCUCUCCUCAGACUUAACACUUGUGCUUUUUGAAUAUCAGAUUGCUAUCUUUAACUCAUCUACCUAAGCUUAUCUUACAGGAUGAUGGACAAAUACCUCAACAAAGCCAAGUCCAAGCUCAACAAGUUGGUGGACGAGCUGAAAGACAACAGUGCCAACAGCCAUGGCUUUCCGGUGCAUGCCCCAGGCCACAACAAGCAUCAGCAUCAGCACGAGCAUCAGCACGAGCAUCAACAUGAGCAUCAGCACAAGCAGACACCCAUAACGUCGCACGAAGAUCAGCCGUCUGCAGUGCAACCACCAACCCCGCUUGACGUUCUUCGCUACCGGUACCACCACGGUUGCAACCUCGGGGCCGUCUACGUGCUGGAAAAAUGGCUCUUCCCCUCCAUGUUCCCGGAGGGCUGCCCGGAUAAUAAGAGCAGCGAGCUGGCGGCCGUCAAGGCCAGUGUUCAGGCGAUUGGUAUCGAGGAGACGCAGAGGAAGUUUGAGGUGCAUUGGGCAAAUGCAUUGACGGACAAGGAUCUGGAUUGGUUGGCCGAGGUUGCACAUUGCACAACGAUCCGCCUCCCGAUCGGUUAUUUCACGCUGGGCGAGCAGUUCAGCGAAAACACGCCCUUCGAGCCCUACGCCAGCGUGUACCAGAACUGCUGGGCGUCAGUGAAGCAGCUGACGCAGCGGGCGCGGGCGCGGGGCAUCGGUACCCUCGUCGACUUUCACGGCCUCCCCGGCGGGGCCAACAAGUGCGACCACAGCGGCACCAACUCCGGCGAGGCCGAGCACUGGUGCUCGACGCACUGCCGCAACCUCAGCCAGCGGUGUCUCGAGUUCAUCGCGCGCGAGAUCAGCGACUCUUGCCACGGCAGCAAGGGCGACUGCGACGGCGAGGGAGAGGGCGCCCAGUUGGGCUUCGGUGAUGGCGUUGCUGGCCUCCAGGUCUGCAAUGAGGCCGAGUGGGAGGCGCAGGGCCUCUACGAGUGGUACGAGGCUGUCGUCGCCGCCAUCCAUGCCAUAGACAACAGCAUCCCCGUCUACGUCUCCGACGCCUGGAACCUCGAGAAGUGCGCGGCGUGGUGUGCGCGCCGGAACAGCGUGUUCGUCAGCACGGCGCCCGCGCCUGUCGUCGUCGAUACGCAUCUGUACUGGGCGUUUUCGGAGCAGGACAAGCAGAAGAGCCCGCGGGGGAUUGCGGCCGAGGCGCGAGGGAAACUGGGCCAGCUCGACGCCCAUGAGGGCAAUGUGCUGAAGAAGGGCGCGGUCGCCGCCAUUGUCGGAGAGUACAGCUGCGUUUUGACCGAUGAUAGUUGGGCCAGGAAAGGCGAUGAAGAGCGCGAUGACCUUGUGCGCUUGUUUGGCCAGGCACAGUGUGAGCGAUACCAAAAGCGCGCGUUGGGCAGCUUCUUCUGGACGUACAAGAUGGUAAGUUUGUCAGCGAGCUAACCACCACCUAUACUCUACCCCAUCCCAUCCUUUCCUUCCUACA
This is a messenger RNA of Aplosporella prunicola CBS 121167, 1527 nucleotides long. Its product is annotated as glycoside hydrolase family 5 protein. Lineage: Eukaryota; Fungi; Ascomycota; Dothideomycetes; Botryosphaeriales; Aplosporellaceae. Gene Ontology annotation, biological process: glucan catabolic process. Gene Ontology annotation, molecular function: glucan endo-1,6-beta-glucosidase activity. The coding region runs from base 126 to 1484 and encodes 452 amino acids. The transcript is spliced from 2 exons. Gene Ontology annotation, cellular component: cell surface; extracellular region. The record is from RefSeq and is a predicted model, not a curated record.